Uloborus diversus is the source of this 2546-nucleotide messenger RNA. RefSeq names its product myotubularin-related protein 2-like (gene mtm). The transcript has 13 exons. Gene Ontology annotation, biological process: dephosphorylation. Gene Ontology annotation, molecular function: phosphatidylinositol-3,5-bisphosphate 3-phosphatase activity. The coding region runs from base 300 to 2345 and encodes 681 amino acids. Lineage: Eukaryota; Metazoa; Arthropoda; Arachnida; Araneae; Uloboridae. The record is from RefSeq and is a predicted model, not a curated record.
UCGAAAAGUUACAUACUGUAAAUGCAUCAGUACGACUGUUCGUACUGGUGCAUAAGAAUUAUAUAGAUUUUAAUUGUUCAUUUAAUCAAUCUUGUACCUUUUUAACUGAAGGAAUUGUUUUAAAAUCGUAUUUUUUGAGUUCAAGAGAUUGAUGUCGCAUUUUAUACAUUGCUGAAGUACUGCUAACUGUGACGCAAUAUGCGGUUCCACCUUAAUCGUUCCUUGAGUUGUCAUGCAUUCACUCAUACGUAUUUCUUUUAGUUGUAACUGAUCUCAUAUUUCCCAAAUUGAAAUUUAAGAUGGAGCCGCAUAUUAACAUGAAUUUAGAAAGAGGUGCAGGCGAUGCAAGAUCGAAAGUUGUUAUGACAGAGCCGCAUAUGAACUUGAAUUUAGACAGAGGCGAUAUCCCACACAGAUCCAAAGUUGUAAGUAGUGACUCACUGUGCUCUGAAUCGAAAUCCAGUUCUUUAAAUUCAAAACUUGAACAUGAAUCUGUGGAAAGUCAAAGCACUCAGUCCAAAGGAUCCCAGUCGCCAAGCAAAUCCGUAUGUUCAUCGUCCUCAACUUCGUCGGAAAACAUUCCUUUGACAGAGCUAAAGGCAAAACAGCGGGAGCCUCAAAUGCUGCACAAAGGAGAUGAACCUCCACUACUUCAAGGUGAAAAAAUUCCAGGAAAUUCACGUGCGAGGGACGUAACAUAUUUAUGUCCUUUUACGGGUCCUGUCCGAGGCAAUUUGUUUGUUACAAAUUAUAAGCUGUAUUUCAGAAGCAGUGAUAGAGGGGACCAACCAUUUAUAUUAGAUGUGCCUCUUGGUGUUGUCAGUAGAAUUGAAAAAGUUGGUGGAGCAAGUAGUCGAGGUGAAAAUUCUUAUGGUAUAGAACUCUUCUGCAAAGAUAUGAGAAACCUUCGUUUUGCUCACAAACAAGAAAAUCAUUCCAGGAGAGAUGUUUUUGAAAAGCUCCAACAAUACGCUUUUCCAGUUUCAAAUAAGCUACCUAUAUUUUGUUUUGAAUACCAAGGAAAAUAUUCUGUUAAUGGUUGGUCUGUGUAUGAACCUAUUGCAGAGUACAAGAGACAGGGACUACCUACUGAAAGUUGGAAAAUAACAAAGAUAAAUGAACAUUAUGAUUUAUGUGAUACAUACCCAGCAAUAUUGGCUGUUCCUGCUGCAGCUACUGAUGAAGACCUCAGAGCCGUGGCUAAUUUUAGGAGUAGAAGUCGUAUUCCAGUUCUCUCUUGGAUUCAUCCAGAAAGUCAAGCUACUAUUACCAGAUGUUCCCAACCUCUAGUCGGUGUAAGCAGUAAGCGUAGUAAGGAUGAUGAAAGAUAUAUUCAGAUGAUAAUGGAUGCCAAUGCUCAAUCUCACAAAAUAUUUAUUAUGGAUGCUCGUCCAAGUGUAAAUGCAGUAGCCAAUAAGGCAAGAGGAGGUGGAUAUGAAAGUGAAGAUGCAUAUCAAAAUGCAGAAUUGAUAUUUCUUGACAUCCAUAACAUUCAUGUCAUGCGUGAAAGUCUAAGAAAAUUGACAGAAGUGUGCUUUCCUUCUAUCGACGAAAAUCACUGGCUGGCUAACAUUGAGUCAACACAUUGGCUAGAACACAUAAGGUUUAUAAUUGCAGGUGCCUUGCGAAUUGCAGGUAAAGUUGAAAGCAACAAAACAUCGGUUGUUGUGCACUGUAGUGAUGGUUGGGAUCGUACUGCACAGUUGACUAGCCUUGCAAUGUUGAUUUUGGAUCCAUAUUAUAGAACAUUGAAAGGUUUUGAAGUUUUAAUAGAUAAAGAAUGGAUUAGUUUUGGCCACAAGUUUUCACAACGAAUUGGCCAUGGUGAUGAUAAACAUUCUGAUGCUGAUCGAUCACCUGUAUUCUUACAGUUCAUUGAUUGUGUAUGGCAGAUGACAUGCAAAUUUCCAAAUGCAUUUGAAUUUAAUGAACAUUUUCUGAUAACUAUUUUGGAUCAUUUAUACAGCUGCUUGUUUGGCACCUUCCUUUAUAAUUCUGAAUGCCAACGUGUGAAAGAGGAUGUAAAAAAUCGCACAGUUUCAUUGUGGUCUUUUAUCAAUAGUAACCAGAAUGAUUUUGUCAACCCUUUGUAUACUACACAUCAACAACAGCAUAUAUUGUAUCCUGUUUCAAGUAUGAGGUGCAUAGAACUGUGGAAAAAUUAUUACUGUCGUUGGAAUCCUCGUAUGAGACCUCAGGAACCUAUUCACAUACGAAGUAGAGAACUUCUAUCCAUAAAAGAACAACUUCAACGACAAAAAGAAGAACUGAAAAAAGAAUUAGAGUUGAAAAAUGCACGUAGCCUUGCAUCUUCGCCACAUAUAGCAACACCGGUGGCAGUAUAAUAUUUAAUGUAUUAGCACAUAUUAAUGCACUUCCUUAUAAGGGCUUUUUUGCGACAUAUAUUGCUUUUUAAGCUAUUUUCAAUUCAUUACCUCAGUUGAAUUUCAGAUAUUUUUAUAAAUUGUUAUAAAAGAUAUAUUAUAGCUACAAAUCAAUGUAAAAUGUACUUUUAAAUAAAUGACUUUCAUUAUUAAAAAUCAAAA